Molecule: messenger RNA, 1045 nt
Organism: Daldinia decipiens
Lineage: Eukaryota; Fungi; Ascomycota; Sordariomycetes; Xylariales; Hypoxylaceae
Exons: 1
Coding region: 230-964 (244 amino acids)
Biological process (GO): exocytosis
Cellular component (GO): Golgi to plasma membrane transport vesicle; cell tip
Molecular function (GO): guanyl-nucleotide exchange factor activity
Source: RefSeq, a predicted model, not a curated record
CAUUAACCUAGUGACUCACACCUUUUUACCUUUUACCCCUCGUACAACAUCGAUACCUAUAUCACUAGGUUAGAUAUAUCACUACACUUCAAGCCCGAGCAAACGCACUUCGCCAUAUCUGCCGCACUUCGGAACAAACACCACACCACACCACACCACACUAACAGCGACUUCUCUAACGAAGCGAACCUUUUUACCCGGCUUAAAUCUCACAUUAACCGCGGCCGACAUGGCCACAAUGACAGUGACUCUCCCACCGAUAUCCAUAUCCAACACCAUGACAGCCACCAGCACCAGCACCAGCACCACCACGUCCUGCUGCCCAAACUGCGGGCUUUCCCUGCCCCCCGCCUCCGAAGCGCAAACAGCCCUCCUCCAAGCGCAAAAACAUAUCGAAGACCUGGAGGCCCAGGUGCGCCUGCUCAACCAGAAAGCCACGGCGGCAGUAGACCGCUGGGCCGACUACGAAGACGAGCUCACGCGCCUGCGCGCCGCGUCCACGACGUCCGUCGCAACCACCACCACCAUGAUCAGCAACAGCCCGCGCUCGUCGUUCCUGCCGACGGGCGCGGCGGCGCGCAUAAGCCAGCUGCUCGCGCCGCGCAAGUCGGUGCCGAACCUAGCAGCGGCGCGGGGCUCGGUGCCGGUGCCGGUGCCGGUGCCGGCGCUGCCCAAGCCCCCCAACGGAGACGAGCUGCUGGAGGCGCUGUCGCGGGAGCGGGCGCUGCGGGCCAAGGCGGAGGGCAAGCUGCAGGAUACUAGUCGGGAGGUGGAGGAGCUGAGCGCGACGCUGUUCGAGCAGGCGAACGAGAUGGUGGCGAGCGAGCGGAGGGCGCGCGCGAAGCUGGAGGAACGGGUCUCGGUGCUGGAGCGCAGGGAUGUGGAGAAGAGGGAUCGGUUGGAUAGGUUGGAGGGUGCGAUGGGGAGGUUGGAGAGGGUGAGGGCGCUGUUGGACGAGCGGUAGGGUAGGGGGCCCCGGGGGAGCUGGCGGAAGGGAUAUGGUAAUCGGUUACGAGUCACGGAUCACGGAUCACGAGUCACGGGG